AUGGCGGAGGGUGUCCUGCAGGGGAGGGAUGAUGGAGACUUCGAUCUGGACCUCUUCUUCUUUGGAGCCGAAGCUUCAGCAGUGCCAUCUGAGAUUGCGCCGGUCUUAGACCGGGGGGCGGAGCCUUGUGCCGGGAAUGGUCAGACGACUAUAGCGAAUACAGUAAAUGACACAUCUGGUGGCAGCACCAUGCGAUCUGGUCAGCAAGGCAUGGCACCUUCUCAGUUGAUACCGCCUGGGAUCCCACUCAUGAACUCUGACCUCUCCUCGUGCUAUCCUCGAGACUCUUCUUGGGGCGUAUGCACCUCCAAUAGUCUCCAGGGAACCCCUUCCACCAGCUCUGUGGAGAAAGCCAUUCCGGGGGAGCGGAGUCCCAGCGACAUCACCAGUAUCAUUGCUCAUCUCCGAAGCCUCGCCACCGAAACCUCCAAUACCUGUGCCAGAGCGGAUCUGGAGAAGACCGGGUCAAGUUCCAGCAAGGAGACUGAGACGGUAGGCAAUGGGCCGGGCACUCCGGCCGCCACGGAGGUCAGCUUACAGGAGAGUGCGGGUCAUCAGCUGGACCUUCAAGGUGGCUUUGCCGGCAGCCAAUAUCCCUUCGUCAAUGUGGAAGCUAACUUCAAGAGGAAGUCCAACCCGAAGAUCUACAUCUGCUCCGAGUGCGGAAAGACGUGCCCCUGCCAGUCGGCCUACACCCGUCACCAGAGGAUUCACACCGGGGACAAACCGUACGCCUGUACCGACUGCGGGAAAAGUUUUAUUCAGAUCUCGGACUACAACAACCACGUCAGGUCCCACACCGGUGAGAAGCCAUAUACCUGCGCAGAGUGCGGGAAAAGCUUCAGUCGCAGCACCUACCUGGUGACGCAUUCCAGGACGCACACCAAAGAGAAGCCGUACACCUGCAACGUGUGCGGGAAAAGCUUCAUCCAGCACUCGCACCUCUCAUUACACCUGAGGAUUCACAGCGGGGAGAAGCCGUACAUCUGCAUCGAGUGCGGGAACAGCUUCAGUCGAAGUUCCACCUUGGUGAAGCACAAGAAGUCCCAUCGCAGGAAGACUCUGCACAUAUGUCAGAAGAAGAACGGGGAAGAGGUGGCCUGUAACUUCACUCAAAACACCCCGCCCACGUGGGGAACCAGCUCCGUGCCAGAGGAACCAUCGGACGCUCCCCUGAGGUCCCCAGAAGUCACCCUCGUCAAAUCCGAAGCCGAUGAGGGCGAGGAGUGCUAUCCACAGGAGGUGGACUGCCAGACUCCGUACCGGGAGGAGAUGAUAAAACCCAUACGGAUCACACUAGAGAAAUAUCUCUCUCAGGAGACAGACGACCCCUCUGGACCUCUUCAGAGGAAGGUUCUGUGGAAGAAGAAACCACAGUGUGUUGAGGAAGAAGGUGACAACGCCACGUGUAAUGGUGACACGGAAACUUCUGUGACGGAGGUGAAUGACCGUAAGACGGGGGGGAAAGUCUGUCACCUCAGUGGAACAUCUCAGGACCACAGAAGCUGUAUCCCCCAGCCCCCGAGCUUGGCGCCGGUCACCAGUAAUGGUCCGGCAGAGGCUCCAGAGCCUGAUGACUCCAUGUCUUCAACCACAACGGUAACCAAAUGUGAAGUGACCGAUCCCCCAGACAGCUCGUACCUCAAUACAGACUUUAGCACAGUGUUCAGCACUUCUGAGGAGACCUCCAGUGUUGGCGACCUCCAGAGGACACCUAGGCAGUCGCUCUUCAUCUGCAGUUACUGCGGAAAGAGUUGUCCGUGUAAGUCCGCAUUUCUCCGACACCAGAGGAUUCACACUGGAGAAAAGCCCUUCUCCUGCUUCGAGAGUGCGGCAAAAGCUUCAUCCAGGCCUCAGACUAUAACAAUCACAUGCGGUCCCACACGGGGGAAAAGCCCUACACCUGCGCCCAGUGCGGCAAGAGCUUCAGCCGCAGCACCUACCUGGUGACGCACUCCAGAACGCACACCAAAGAGAAGCCCUACAACUGCAAAGAGUGCGGCAAAAGCUUCAUCCAGCACUCGCACCUUUCCAUACACCGCCGUAUCCACAGCGGGGAGAGGCCCUACUCCUGUCCGGAGUGCGGCAAACAGUUCAACCGCAGCUCCACCCUUGUCAAGCACCAGAAAUCGCACAUCAAAAAAACCAACGCCAUGGAGAAAGCUAAGAUGGCUUCCAUGUCUCCGCCAUCCUCGCAGAACCGUUCACAGAAACUUGCCGAAGAAAGUCUGA
Molecule: messenger RNA, 2232 nt
Organism: Staurois parvus
Lineage: Eukaryota; Metazoa; Chordata; Amphibia; Anura; Ranidae
Source: the annotation of a GenBank genome assembly